Molecule: messenger RNA, 1463 nt
Organism: Lampris incognitus (smalleye Pacific opah)
Lineage: Eukaryota; Metazoa; Chordata; Actinopteri; Lampriformes; Lampridae
Product: homeobox protein six1b
Exons: 2
Coding region: 193-1047 (284 amino acids)
Biological process (GO): regulation of transcription by RNA polymerase II
Cellular component (GO): transcription regulator complex; nucleus
Molecular function (GO): RNA polymerase II cis-regulatory region sequence-specific DNA binding; DNA-binding transcription factor activity, RNA polymerase II-specific
Source: RefSeq, a predicted model, not a curated record
CAACAGGAACAAAUUGUCCCAACAAUCAACAUCCGAAUCUCCCGUGCGCAUCAGGGGUGGAAGUGGAUAUCGCAAGGACGGAUUGCGCUACGUUGUGGAGCGCGGCGACGACAAAAACAACAACAACAGCAGCAACAACGUCGGCAUCACUUUUGGAUACUAGCGUCGGGCGGAGGAGCGAGUUUAGACGACAUGUCCAUACUACCGUCGUUCGGCUUCACCCAGGAGCAAGUGGCCUGCGUGUGCGAAGUGCUGCAGCAGGGUGGCAACCUGGAGAGGCUCGGUCGCUUCCUGUGGUCUCUGCCCGCUUGCGACCACCUCCACAAGAACGAAAGCGUGCUCAAAGCCAAGGCGGUGGUGGCCUUCCACCGGGGGAACUUCAGGGAGCUGUACAAGAUUCUGGAGAGUCACCAGUUUUCGCCGCACAACCACCCGAAGCUGCAGCAGCUGUGGCUGAAGGCGCACUACGUGGAGGCGGAGAAACUGCGCGGCCGGCCGCUCGGAGCGGUGGGGAAGUACAGAGUCCGGAGGAAAUUCCCUUUGCCCCGCACGAUAUGGGACGGGGAGGAGACCAGCUACUGCUUCAAGGAGAAGUCCAGGGGUGUCCUGAGAGAAUGGUACACGCAUAACCCCUAUCCAUCUCCCCGGGAAAAGAGAGAGCUGGCCGAGGCCACGGGGCUGACCACCACGCAGGUCAGCAACUGGUUCAAAAACAGACGCCAGAGAGACAGAGCCGCGGAGGCCAAGGAGAGAGAGAACAGUGAAAACAACAACGCCGCCAACAACAAACAGAACCAGUUGUCUCCCCUCGACGGGGGCAAGUCUCUCAUGUCCAGCUCGGAGGACGAGUUUUCCCCCCCGCAAAGCCCCGACCAGAACUCUGUACUGUUGCUCCAGGGGAACAUGAGUCACCCCGGGGCAUCCUCUUACCAGAUGCCGGGCCUGGGUGCAGCGCAGUCGGUGCAUGGCAUGCACGGACACCCGCACCAGCUCCAGGACUCCUUGUUGGGACCUCUAACCUCCAGUCUUGUGGAUCUUGGCUCUUAGAGGCAACUUGGUAAUACUUGGCAAAAAGAAGAAGAAGAAAAAAAGAGAGACUGAUCUAACUGUAUCAGAUUGACUAUUACAUAUAUGAAAUAACACGAUGGUACCUUAUAAUAGACUGACUUGUCUGUCGUUAAAUUUGGCUAGAGCUAUAACGAAAUCAUUUUAUGCGCUUAAACGUAUCCUAUAUUGCGACCUAUAAUGAGGUUUUCUAUGGUCUCCUCUGCAUGGAGAAACACGGCCAGCCUCCCCCUGUGGAACUAUCGACUCAACGAAACACUUAAGUGGACUGCCCAUUUGCUUAAUUUAUGAUAUUUUGUUAAGAUAAUACAGAUUUAUAGCGACUUCCUGCUAUAUGGAAACUAAGAGGCAACGUUUUCAAUAGAGUCACAGUAAUUAGUUUCCAAUAAAACAAAAGU